GCCAGACUAGCGGGAUUGUGGGAUACUGCGGUGCCUGCCCGUUGUUGUUGAAGGUUUCGGGCGAAGACCCGAGAAUUUUUCAGGACCGAUUAAUUGUCUUUAAAUUGUCACAUUAUCCUCUCCCAUUUUCUUUUCUUCUGUAUUUUUAAUGUCUUAGGUUCGAGAAAACGUCGUGGAAAAAUUCGGAUUGAGAAAAUCAUUUCCAUUUUUCCAAAAAAAGGCUUUUUUAAAAAAAACGAUAUGGCUACAGACGUCAUUCAAGUGACCAAUGUUUCGCCGAGCGCCACCUCGGAGCAGAUGAAAACUCUGUUCGGGUUUCUGGGCAAAAUCGACGAGUUGCGUCUCUUCCCUUCAGAUGAAUCCCCAUUACCAGUGACGUCUCGUGUGUGUUUCGUAAAGUUUCAUGAUCCUGACGCUGUGGGAGUGGCGCAGCAUUUGACAAACACAGUCUUCAUUGACAGAGCUUUGAUAGUUGUACCUUACACAGAAGGAGUCAUUCCUGAUGAAUCUAAGGCUUUGUCUCUGUUGGCACCAGCUAAUGCAGUGGCAGGUCUGCUGCCUGGAGGUGGACUAUUACCUACACCAAAUCCUCUGACAUCACUCAGCAGUGUUCCUUUGGCUGCUACUCUUGGGAAUGUUAAUCCUGGUUUGGACCCAACUCUUGCUGCUCUUGGACUGCCAGGAACAAACUUGAAUUCACAGGUUACGGCAGAUCAGCUUUUAAAGCUCAUCACUCAAGUUGAUCCAAAGUUAAACCAUGCUGCUGGUGCCAUUGUGAGCCCAGCCCUGAAAUCUGACACCUCUUCAAAAGACAUCGAAGAAGCAAUGAAGAGGGUUAAAGAAGCACAGUCAUUGAUCUCAGCAGCUAUAGAAACUGACAAGAAGGAUGACAAAAGGAAACAUUCUCGAUCAAGGUCUCGUUCGCGCAGACGGCGGUCCCGUUCCCGAUCGAGGCAUAGGCGUUCCAGGAGCAGAUCCAGAAGGCGUUCACAUUCAAAGUCUAGGAGCAGACGACGAUCACGAAGUCCAAGACGAAGACGGUCACGCUCAAGAGAGCGAAGGAGAUCCAGAAGUAUAUCAAAGUCGAGGGAAAAAAAGAAGGAAGAGAAAAAAAGAUCAAAAACACCCCCCAAAAGCUACAGCACAGCCAGGCGGUCUCGCAGUCCUAGCAGAGACAGAGAGCGAGAAAGAGAACGAAGGCGUAGAAGAAGUAGGACUAUUUCAAGAUCCCCAAAGAAGUCACGAUCACCCAAGCGUAAACUGUCACGGUCACCAUCCCCUAGAAGGCACAAGAAAGAAAAGAAGAAGGACAAAGACAGAGACCGAAGCAGAGAAGUGGAGGAAAGGGAGAGAUCAUCUAGCAAAAAGAAGAAGAGCAAAGACAAAGAGCGAGAGAAGGAGAGGGAGAAAAAAGCAGAGAGUGAAAAGGGAGAUGUGAAGGUUACAAGAGAUUAUGAUGAAGAGGAACAAGGAUAUGACAGUGAAAAAGAAAGGAAGGAAGAGCAGAGAGUUUCUGAAUCUGGAAUGUCCCCAAAACUGAAAGAGUUAGCACAACCAAGCGACAAAGAAAGUACAGAUGUUGUUAAAGAGUCAAAGGUCAAUGGCGAUGACCACCAUGAAGAAGACAUGGACAUGAGUGAAUAAAUUUAGUGAAAGCUGAUUUAUAUUCCUAAUGUGAAGUGAUUAUUUUUAGCAGUGCUUUCUGUCAGAAUUGAAGUGUCGCCCUUCUGUUAUAUUUUCUACAAUUAGAAAGUGGUGACCUUGGCACCUGCCUUGUUUGACAGUUUGUGAAAGAGGUGUACAGAUGACUUGGUUCAGGAAGUGAAACUGCACUUCUAAUAGCAUCAGAUUGGUGUGCCAGUAAGAAGCUUUUUUCUGAAAUGUAUGCAGGGAUCUCCUUGACAAGAGUAGGAACCCCAGUAAUGUGUAAUAUUUGUCUAAGAGACUCAACCAAUACUGAUGUAGAUAGUUACAUACCCUAUGAGCCUUGUGACUGUAGAUUUGAGUUCAUGUAGUUCACUGUUUAUUUAGCUUUCUUAGUUUUAAGUGGCUUUGUCUGCUUUUGUAUGUAGAUCUACUAAAUAACGUACUUUGAUAUUCCCUGCUCUUCAACUUAUCACUCGUAUUGCACAUUUUUCAUAAGAGUGGGCAUCUGCACAAACUGGAUUUAAUGUGCAAAGUCUUGUGAGGAAAAUCGUUUUCUUUACCUUGAUACUGACAAGUCUGUCAGUUUAGCAAUUUUGGCUGCAGUAUGUGCCAUGGUCGUGUACAGUUUAUGAAAACAAUUUCUGUUUUACAUGUGAGCUUUGGUAAUAAAAGCUAUUUUAAAGCCUG
This is a messenger RNA of Carcharodon carcharias (great white shark), 2334 nucleotides long. It is a transcript of the gene srsf11, whose product is annotated as serine and arginine rich splicing factor 11. The transcript is spliced from 12 exons. The record is from RefSeq and is a predicted model, not a curated record. Gene Ontology annotation, cellular component: nucleoplasm. Lineage: Eukaryota; Metazoa; Chordata; Chondrichthyes; Lamniformes; Lamnidae. The coding region runs from base 241 to 1644 and encodes 467 amino acids. Gene Ontology annotation, molecular function: RNA binding. Gene Ontology annotation, biological process: RNA splicing.